AUGGACCGAGAAACGGGCUUGGCGGCCCCAUCUGACUCCGACAAGCCGUAUGUCUCAGAUCGGGAGGAAGGAAAAGAGCCACGAGUGGACCCCGAAAAAGAUAUCGAGCCAAGUCCCGGAUCUGAUAAACCAGCUGGCUCGGAUUCGCCGACUGCGCCGGGCCCGGGGCAGAGCGGUGCACCUCAAACCUUACACGGCCCGAUCCCCGAUGGCGGGACCGAAGCCUGGCUGCAGGUACUCGGCUCGUGGGUUGUGUUGGUUGCAACCUGGGGUUUGGUGAACACAUUCGGAGUGUUCCAAACGUACUACGAGACGACACUGCUCACGUCAUCAUCGUCGUCCUCUAUAUCGUGGAUCGGGUCGCUUCAGGCGUCCCUGCUGAUGCUGGUUGGUGUUGUGGCUGGACCUUUAUAUGAUGCAGGAUACUUCCGCCACCUGCUCAUCGGCGGACUCCUUCUCAUCGUCUUUGGGCAGUUUAUGACAUCCCUGGGCACAGAGUACUGGCAUCUCCUGCUGGCGCAAGGCAUUUGUAUUGGUGUGGGCAUGGGCUGUACAUUCCUUCCCUCAACGGCCAUACUGUCGCAGUACUUCACCACGAAACGGGCGUUUGUCAUUGGUAUCGCCAGCACAGGGAGUCCGUUGGCGGGAAUCGUCUUCCCAAUCAUCUUCAGUCGGCUCGUCUCUGGCAUAGGCUUUGGUUGGGCCACGCGUGUCAUCGCCUUCAUCUUACUGGGACUGAGCGUGAUCCCAAUCAUAUUCAUGAAGACGCGGGUGCCGCCAUCUGGCCGGAAGAGAGCGCUCAUUGACUCCAGUGCUUUGAAGGACCCAGCGUUCGUCCUGUUCGUUGUGGCGAGCACCUUCAUGUUUCUGUGCCUGUACACGGCUUUCUUCUACAUCCAGCUCUUCUGCGAGAGGCACCAUCUGUCGAGCUUGGACUUUUCCCCGUACACAGUCACCUUGCUCAACGUGGGCAGUGUGUUUGGCCGGAUCGUGCCAAACUACCUCGCCGACAAGCUAGGGAGUGUGAACGUGGUUAUCGCAUGUGCUGCCGUGUCAGCCAUCUUGCUUUAUGGCUGGCUAGGCAUCCACAAUCUGGCCGGCUUGGUGGUCUUUGCGCUGCUAUACGGCCUGUUCUCAGGGGGUAUCGUGUCUGUGACGCCUUCAGCGAUCCUGACCAUGUCGCCUGAUAUGUCCCGUGUCGGGACGCGGAUGGGAAUGACGUUUACCUUGACUGGCUUCUCCAUCUUGGUGGGUACGCCGAUUGCUGGAGCGAUCCUCGGUGGAUACAGCGAGCGGGAGUGGAUGGGGGUGAUUGGGUACUCGGCGGCCGGGCUGACUCUUGGUUCGAUCUUGUAUAUGGCUUCCAGGGUGGUUUUGUACAGGAGAAAUGGGAAAUUGGCUGCAUGA
Diaporthe citri is the source of this 1407-nucleotide messenger RNA. RefSeq lists its product as uncharacterized. Lineage: Eukaryota; Fungi; Ascomycota; Sordariomycetes; Diaporthales; Diaporthaceae. Gene Ontology annotation, biological process: transmembrane transport. The coding region runs from base 1 to 1407 and encodes 468 amino acids. The transcript has a single exon. The record is from RefSeq and is a predicted model, not a curated record. Gene Ontology annotation, molecular function: transmembrane transporter activity. Gene Ontology annotation, cellular component: fungal-type vacuole membrane.